UCGUCAAAAGUUGUAUCGAAAAUGAAUUCAAGUGUCAAAAUGGAAAAUGUUUGCCCCAUAACGAACCACACGUGCGCUGAGAAUCACUUCAAAUGCGUUUCGACCAGUAAUUGCAUACCAAAUGAAUGGGUUUGCGAUGAUAUGGAGGACUGUACCGAUGGAUCAGAUGAGAAACAAUGCAAAACCGAAUUAGCGUCUUGUCUUCAACACGAGUUCACGUGUGAUAACGGAAAAUGUCUGAUAAACCGAUGGAUUUGCGACGGAGAGAACGAUUGCGGCGACGGAUCCGAUGAGUCGUCGCAUAUCUGUUCCAACAAGACGUGCACUCCGGGAAUGUUCACGUGUUUGUCCGGCAAAUGCAUUCCCGACCGAUGGAAGUGCGACGGAGACCGAGACUGUCCCGAAGGCGACGACGAGACCGGCUGUCCGGUCGUCACCAAAGACGUCGAGUCGGUGUGCGGGCCGUCGGAGUUCCUGUGCGCAAACGGACACGAGUGUAUCAGCACUCUGUGGAGGUGCGACCGAAGUAAAGAUUGUACGGACGGGUCGGACGAAGUGAACUGCAACUACACGUGCCAUAGGGACCAAUUCGGGUGCAAAAACGGCAAUUGUAUUCCCGGAAACAUGAAAUGCAACGGAAAAGCCGAGUGCGUCGACGGAUCCGACGAACACAACUGUCCCGAAAAGGUGGACGAAUCGGCGACGCCCAACACGACUCUGUGUACGGCUGUAGAGCACGAGUGCGCGGACUCGACGCCCGCCAAAUGCAUUCCCGUCGGCAAACUGUGCGACGGUAUGAACGACUGCGGCGACUGGUCUGACGAACCGCGCGAUUGCUCUGUCAAUGAGUGCGUCGACGGGAGUCACCACUGCUCGCAGGUCUGCGUCGACGACCUCUCCGGCUAUCACUGCGACUGCAGGAAAGGCUUUCGAUUGGCCGCCGAUAACAAGACGUGCGACGAUAUCGACGAAUGCGCCGAACAGUACGGCCUGUGCUCCGGACACAUAUGUCUCAACGUUAAGGGACACUACAAGUGCGAGUGCUUCGAUGGCUAUGAGAUCCGCGACCAUCGGUACUGCAAAAUACGCGGCGAAGAGAAACCGCUGCUGAUGUUCGCCAAUCGGCACGACAUCCGCACUCUAGACAUCUCUCAGCGCCACAAACACCAACACUAUCAGCCCCUAUACUCACACCUGUCCUCAACCAUUGGCAUCGAUUACAGUAUUCGCGAUAAUUAUCUCAUAUGGAGUGAUGUGGCGAACGAGAAGAUCUUCAUCGCUCCCUAUAAUACAAGCCAUAAGACAUACAACGGUCUGACAGAGCAGAAGGAGUUGAUCCACAAUAAGGGCGUUGUGGACGCGCUGGCGGUCGAUUGGAUCCAUCGGCUGGUGUACUGGUCGGACACGUCCAGAGAUCACAUAGAAGUGGCCAAUAUAUCGAAUCCGGAGUCGCGGGCAGUAAUUGUCAGCGAUAAACUGGAAGAGCCCAGAGGUAUAGCCGUGAAUGUGAUGGAGUCGUGGAUUGUUUGGACCGAUUGGGGUUCGGCGCCGAAGAUCGAGAGGGCCCAACAGGACGGCAGCGGACGCCUAGUACUUGUCGACACGAACAUCGUGUGGCCGAACGGCGUGACCAUCGAUUUGAUCACUAAACAGAUCUAUUGGUUGGACGCGAAGUUGAACUCUAUAAACGCCAUCGAUUACGACGGAACCAAUCGGCGACUCGUACUCCACUCUCCCGAUUAUAUCAAACACCCCUUCUCUUUGGACAUCUUCGAGGACACUGUCUAUUGGACCGAUUGGGAGUUGGAGUCGGUUUUGGCCACAAAUAAAUUCGGUAAAGAUGAUAACAAAGUGGAGUCUCUAGUCGGCGGUGUCUUUUCCGUAAUGGAUAUCUGUGUUGUCCACUCAUACAAGAAGCCACAUUCGCCCGACCGGUGCGCCGAUCACCGGUGCUCUCAUCUAUGUUUGCCAACGGGUGUCCACUCGUACCGAUGCGUGUGUCCGGCGGACACCAAAUUGAUAGACAACUUCACGUGUGUGUCGACCGUUAAGACGACGACCGCCGAGCCGUCGGACACGAGGACAACGUCCGCCGGCGGCCACUCAUUGGCGCCGAUUCUGGAGCCACAGCCGACCAAAUCGGCGACCGAAGAGAUGACAGAGUCUAUCGAAGAGAUCGAGUUAAUGAAGUCUCACAACAAGAAUAAGAUCAAACACUACCGCGAAAACAAGACACAUACCAUCGAUGACAACACCGCCGGUCAGGAGUCGGACGGAAAGUUGGCCAUAAUUAUCACUGUUAUAUUGUUAUGCAUUUUGAUGUUUAUCUCGACGAUUACACUAUUUAUUUACCGCAAAUAUCAACGGCGUAACAUAACAUCAAUGAAUUUCGAUAAUCCAGUCUAUCGUAAGACAACUGAAGACCAGUUCGCGCUGGAGAAGAGCGACGACUCGCUGUCCUCCUAUCCGUCAAGUCUGGAACCGCUGACGAGUCCCGGCACUAAUGAAUUUGUGUGA
Molecule: messenger RNA, 2517 nt
Organism: Medioppia subpectinata
Lineage: Eukaryota; Metazoa; Arthropoda; Arachnida; Sarcoptiformes; Oppiidae
Source: the annotation of a GenBank genome assembly